AUGAAAGCUAUUCUGUGGUGGCUUGCAAUAUUCAUCGUUAUAAAAAUCAGUCAUCAACAAGCAUACGAUAACAGUUUUCGUGAUUUUUGCCAAAAAGUUGGCGGGAUAUUGUUAGAAGAACACAUUCGAGACACAGAUGUUGCGACAGAUGGAGAUACUUGUAAAGAAGUUAAUUUUGGUGUGACGGCUGAUAAUAAAGACGAUGCGACUGAAAUGUGUAAGAAAUUUGCACCAUUUUAUUUGAAAGAAGUUGUUAUGAAAGCCGACAAUACAUUUGAAUGUACAUACAGUAUGUUUUCUUUCUGUUACAGGGACUGGGAAAUGAACAGACUGAAAUCGUGAUGAGAUUGAAUAAAGAUCCUGGAAUAAUGUUUUGUUUUCUACAAAAUUCUAGCCAGGUGGCCUAGAAUAGUUCUAUUUUCGACUAAAACCCUAACAUUCAUAUUUUUUUAGAGCCUUUGUAUGUUUGUCGCGUUGGUUUCACACAAAUUCACGGUAAAUGCUAUCGAAUCGCAAACGGCAAAAAACCAGUCGCAAAAAAGAAUGCUGCCAAAGAAUGUAAAGCAAUGGACGCUCAAGUUUAUCUGCAUUAUAGCCGAGAAAUUGGUGAUUUUAUCGAUUCGUUCUUCCCAGGUUUAACUGCUAUUUGGACAAAUAUUCCUGAUGACAAUUUAUUCGAAAUCACUCAUAAUAGUGGUCCCAAUCUAGCAAUUGCCUAUAAAACAUCAAAAAUUUAUAAGGCACGAUAUGGCAGUUUGGUGAAAAUUCCGAAUAAUCAUCUGGCAAUGGUUAUGUGUGAAUAUAUUCCAAAAGCAACUGCAAUGUCAUUAAAAGUGAUUUUGGAGGUUUGGAAACCAUAUAUUCAUACAAGUGUUGUUGAUGGAACAUUUACGGCAUGGAGAACUUAUAAUCACUAUUUGCCAGAUCUUUACAUGUUAGUUAGAAAUUGAUAAUUUAUCAAGUUUAUUUCUGAAAAUGUAUUUUUACAGCCAUGACACAACAUUUGAACAGCAUCAAGUUAAUUGCAAAGCAUCAAUGAAGGCUAUUAUGGAUCCAGAAAAUGUGAAACUAUUUAGAUCCAACAGAUGA
Molecule: messenger RNA, 1089 nt
Organism: Caenorhabditis angaria
Lineage: Eukaryota; Metazoa; Nematoda; Chromadorea; Rhabditida; Rhabditidae
Source: the annotation of a GenBank genome assembly